GUGUGUGACGUCACCACCAGCUCCAGAAUCUAUGGAGCUCCUUUUAUGGUGUUUUUUUUUCUUCUUCUGUUCAGAGUAUCAGCAGCAGCCGUCCGUGAUCUCCCUCUCGAUAUAAAAAUGAAUGUGGAUCAUGAAGUCACGCUUCUUGUGAAUGAGAUUCACCGACUUGGCGAAAGAAAUGCGGAUGGUAAACUCAGUGUCAAAUUUGGUGUCCUGUUCAACGAUGACAAGUGUGCCAAUCUCUUUGAGGCGUUGGUCGGGACACUAAAAGCGGCCAAGCGGAAGAAGGUCAUCUCAUUUCAGGGUGAGCUCUUGCUGCAAGGAGUUCAUGACAACGUUGAUGUGAUACUACUACAGGAAUGAACUGACAAGCAGUAGCCAAGACCUUGCAAUCAGAAAGAAAACACACUCAUGAAUGUGUCUUCUUUGUAUACUUUUAUAAAUGUGGUUUUUCUGACUGCUUUUUGACCAUUGUUUUUUUUUUUUUUACCAAUGCCACCACCACAUCACCCACAAAUGUUGCUGUGGAAUAAUCCACAUCUGUAACAAGGACUAUUGUAACUUUACUGUAACCCAAGUACUUCUGAAUCUGACCAUCAGGUAGUCUUGAGCCAAAUGAUUAGUAAUGUAAAUGGUUUUGACAAUUUUUUUUAACAACACAGAAAAUUUUCAAUAAGAUUAUGGCCGCCUUUUUUUUAAUAUUUGACACUGUACUGAUAAAAUCUCAGGUGUAUCUCAGGUGGUAAAUAUUUUUUGGCUGCUGGCUUAUUCAUAAUAAAUGGUUCCACUUUG
Clarias gariepinus (North African catfish) is the source of this 792-nucleotide messenger RNA. RefSeq names its product ABRA C-terminal like (gene abracl). The transcript has 3 exons. Lineage: Eukaryota; Metazoa; Chordata; Actinopteri; Siluriformes; Clariidae. Gene Ontology annotation, biological process: regulation of actin filament-based process. The record is from RefSeq and is a predicted model, not a curated record. The coding region runs from base 46 to 363 and encodes 105 amino acids.